This is a messenger RNA of Cyclocybe aegerita, 642 nucleotides long. NCBI's taxonomy places the organism in Eukaryota, Fungi, Basidiomycota, Agaricomycetes, Agaricales, Hemipholiotaceae. The record is from the annotation of a GenBank genome assembly.
AUGUCCGAUAACAUAGAUUCCUCCUCUCUCAACUUGCAGCAACUACUCAUCCCUGAUACCAUCUUCACCCCAUCUGUCCUCGCACAGAGGCAGAGCAAUGAGCUUGUUGUCUACUCUCCGACAGUCAGCAGCACGGUUACUAUAGCUUACCCGGCUCACUGCAACGCACUCAUCAAGGCAGAAAAUGUUUGCAGGUUCCUUACAAAUCGUGAUGGUUUCUGGGAGUGUUUCUGCGCACUGAUUUCUGAGCACCUCGUUCCAACCCAUAUCGUUGUCUCUCAUGCUUCUGGAGAGGUUCUUGUGUUUUGUCAUUAUAUGGGAACUGCCCAUGAAGAGUCGCACUGUGGGUUUUAUAUGAACCUCACAAGAAAGGCUAAGACUGCAAGGCUUUUCUCAAACUACAAUCAUAUUCCGACCACUGCAAGCAAGCAGCCAGCAUUGAUGACCCCCAUUGUGAAGGCCUUCCAAGCCGGACAUGCUGGAUCUAACAAGAUAGCACCAUAUUUUGAAGGAUAUCUUGGAGAGCUUGCAUCAGACUAUCCAGGAAACCCAGGUGCCCACCAGCUCCAUAGCGGCCUGAUCAUGAAACCUGCAAAAAGGAGAAUCAGUUCAUCCAAAGAAUCAUGCUUUAUACAGUGGUGA